Messenger RNA from Dentiscutata erythropus, 441 nucleotides. NCBI's taxonomy places the organism in Eukaryota, Fungi, Glomeromycota, Glomeromycetes, Diversisporales, Gigasporaceae. The record is from the annotation of a GenBank genome assembly.
AUGUUGCGCACAGCUAUAAACAACGUUGGUUCAUUAUAUCGUGCUAACUCUCAAUCAAUUUUUCGUCCUGCGUCUCUUGGUUUGACACGAUUUUAUCAUGAAAAGGUUAUUGACCACUAUGAACGUCCUCGUAAUGUUGGGUCACUACCACGAACGGACCCAGACGUUGGAACUGGACUUGUUGGGGCUCCAGCUUGCGGUGAUGUUAUGAAACUUCAAAUCCGUGUCGACGACAAAACUGGUAAAAUCGUUGAUGUUAAAUUCAAAACGUUUGGAUGCGGGUCUGCCAUCGCUUCAUCAAGCUAUAUGACUGAACGAGUGCGAGGUAUGUCUUUGGACGAAGCCGGUCAAAUUAGAAAUACUGAGAUUGCGAAAGAAUUAAGUUUGCCCCCUGUGAAACUUCAUUGUUCAAUUAAUCUCUCAUCUCAAGCCACUGUUUAA